Penicillium griseofulvum is the source of this 1293-nucleotide messenger RNA. RefSeq names its product UDP-galactose transporter HUT1. The transcript has 2 exons. NCBI's taxonomy places the organism in Eukaryota, Fungi, Ascomycota, Eurotiomycetes, Eurotiales, Aspergillaceae. Gene Ontology annotation, cellular component: Golgi membrane; endoplasmic reticulum membrane. Bases 1 to 1293 code for a protein of 430 amino acids. Gene Ontology annotation, biological process: UDP-galactose transmembrane transport. Gene Ontology annotation, molecular function: UDP-galactose transmembrane transporter activity; UDP-glucose transmembrane transporter activity. The record is from RefSeq and is a predicted model, not a curated record.
AUGGGACGACAAAAGCAAGCAGCGCCGCUCCAGAGAGCCCCCUCUUCUCAAUUGAUGAAUCUCUCAGAAGAGUCCGAUGUGCCACAAAAUUAUAGAAGUGGCAAUAAAGACACACCAUCUACCAAUGGAAGCGUGUCCGGAAAAGCACCACCGGCCCUGGAAACAGUCGCCGACAGCCCUGGGCUGUCCCAACUUGUGAUUUGCGUCCUCGGUAUAUAUGCAGCAUUCCUUUCAUGGGGUGUAUUACAGGAGGCAAUCACGACAACCACCUAUCCCAUUCGUCCUGCAACCACCGCGGAGCCAAAUCCUCCAACAGAGCGAUUCACCUACUCGCUGGUGCUUAACACGGUCCAGUCCUCCUUUGCGGCCAUUACCGGCUUUACAUACCUUCUGUUCUCAACUCCGAGCGGCAAGAAUAUCCCAUCUAUUUUCCCCACACGCCGGAUCCUCUUCCCCCUGCUUCUAGUCGCUAUAUCCUCGUCACUUGCCUCACCAUUCGGCUACGCUAGUCUCCAACACAUCGACUACCUGACCUUCAUCCUUGCCAAAUCAUGCAAGCUCCUCCCGGUCAUGGUCCUGCACCUGACGAUCUUCCGCAAGCGAUACCCACUGUACAAGUACGGUGUUGUCUUGAUGGUCACCCUCGGCGUUGCAACUUUCAGUCUGCACCACCCAGGAACUAGUAAGAAAGUCGCUGCCAAGGAUCAGGCUGGAUCCUCCGGCUGGGGUAUCUUCUUGUUGUCCAUCAACCUCUUGUUGGAUGGCCUGACCAACACCACCCAAGACCACGUCUUCUCCUCGCCUAAGCUGUACACCCGCUUUACUGGGCCCCAGAUGAUGGUCGCUCAGAAUAUUCUCUCGACCGCUCUGACUUCUGCAUACCUCCUAAUCAUGCCGCAUCUCUCACAGAGCGGGAUUUUGCAUAACCUCCUGCCCUUCCCAAUUCCCCCGUCCAAUGAGACUGAGCUGUAUGGGGCCAUCUCUUUCCUCUCCCGCCACCCAGAGGCGCUGAAACAUGUCCUUGGAUUCGCGGCAUGCGGCGCUAUCGGCCAGCUUUUCAUUUUCCACACCCUGUCUCGCUUCUCUUCACUGCUGCUUGUCACCGUCACCGUUACCCGCAAGAUGUUGACUAUGCUCCUGAGCGUUUUCUGGUUCGGACAUUCUCUGUCUAGUGGCCAGUGGCUGGGAAUCAGUUUGGUUUUCGGAGGCAUUGGCGCCGAAGCCGUGGUCCAGAGAUCGGAGAAGAAGGCGAAAGAGCGGUUGAAGAUUGCAGCUGCUAAGAAGGAAUUGUGA